GCGCACCCCGCGUCCUUCCUGCUUCCGGGAGCCGCCGCGGGGAGGAUUUGCCGCAGAUGACAUCAGCUGUGGAUGCUGGUCCUGCACCGUCUCCGUAUAAAAGCGCCGCCACCUCCCCGCCCACCCUCAUUCCCUGCCUCCUGCGGAGCCACCGCCGAGCAGCCCUUCUCCCCCCAGCGCCCCGGAGCUGCGGGGUGGAGCGGGGUGCCCGCGAUGGCCACCGUGGUGGUGGUGGAAGUGGACUCGGAGCCCUCCUGUAGCAUCCCAGACCCCACCUCCUUCUCUCCUAACCUCUCGCAUCGCUUCCUGGACAGCAAAUUUUACCUGCUGGUGGUCAUCGGCGAGCUGGUGACCGAGGAGCACCUGCAGAGGGCUAUCACCAACAUCGAGCGAGGAAUCCGAUCGUGGGACACAAACUUGAUUGAAUGUAACUUGGAUCAAGAACUGAAACUCUUUGUGUCUCGCCAUUCAGCUCGAUUCUGUCCUGAAAUUCAAGGUCAGAAGAUUCUUCACCACAGAAGUGAUGUCUUAGAAACUGUAGUCCUGAUCAAUCCCUCAGAUGAAGCAGUUAGUACUGAGGUGCGCUUAAUGAUCACAGAUGCUGCAAGACACAAGCUCCUUGUACUAACUGGACAGUGCUUUGAAAACACAGGAGAACUUAUCCUUCAGUCAGGGACCUUCUCCUUCCAGAACUUCAUUGAGAUCUUCACGGAUCAAGAGAUUGGUGAAUUAUUGAGCACCACACACCCUGCCAACAAAGCCAGCUUAAAUCUUUUCUGUCCUGAGGAAGGAGACUGGAAAAAUUCCAACCUUGACAGACACAACCUUCAAGACUUUAUUAACAUUAAACUCAACUCAACUUCCAUAUUGCCUGAAAUGGAAGGACUCUCUGAAUUCAAGGAGUAUCUGUCAGAAUCAGUAGAAGUGCCAUCACCCUUUGACAUUUUGGAACCUCCAACUUCAGGAGGCUUCUUGAAACUCUCCAAACCCUGCUGUUAUAUUUUCCCAGGUGGAAGAGGGGACUCCGCGUUGUUUGCAGUGAAUGGAUUCAAUAUGCUUAUCAAUGGAGGAUCUGAAAGAAAAUCUUGCUUUUGGAAACUUAUCCGGCACUUGGACAGGGUAGAUUCCAUUCUACUCACACACAUUGGAGAUGAUAACCUGCCAGGAAUCAAUAGCAUGCUUCAGCGAAAGAUAGCCGAAUUAGAAGAGGAACAGUCCCAAGGGUCUACUACCAACAGUGACUGGAUGAAAAAUCUGAUCUCACCUGAUUUAGGAGUUGUAUUCCUUAAUGUACCUGAGAACCUGAAAAACCUGGAUCCUAACUUUAGAGUAAAAAGGAGUGUAGAAGAAGCUUGUUUUACUCUCCAAUAUUUAAAUAAAUUGUCUAUGAAACCAGAAUCUCUUUUCAGAAAUGAAGGAAAUACCAUUGACCCCAUCAUUUUAUUUCAGAAAAUGGGAGUUGGCAAACUUGAGAUGUAUGUGCUUAAUCCUGUCAAAAAUAGCAAACAGAUGCUAUAUUUUAUGCAACAGUGGAAUGAUACUAGCAAAGAUAAAACUGAGUUCCUGGUACCAAAUGCCCAAGAACUAGACAUUCUAUUAUCCUAUUUCACCUCUGUCUCAUGCCUGAUUGUGUGGCAUCCAGCUAAUCCUGCAGAAAAAAUAAUCCGAGUUCUGUUUCCUGGAAACAGCACCCAAUAUAAUGUUCUAGAAGGACUGGAAAAACUCAAACACCUAGAUUUCCUUAAACAACCAACAGUUACACAAAAAGACCUAACUGGGAACAUUGCUAGUCCAGCUGUGAAACAAGCCAAGUUGAAACAACAAACAGACAGCAAGGAGAGUCUGAAGCCUGCUGCAAAGACACCAAGCAAGCCUGUCAGAAAGGAAUCUAAAGAAGAAACACCAGAGCCUGCAAAGCCUAGUCCAGCACUGGAAAAGCUUCAGAAACUGGAAAGCAAAGAAAAAGUUCCAGUUAAAAAAGACAAACCAGCAAAAGGAGAGAUCAAACCUAUAGGGGCAGAAAAAGACAUAACUAGUAAAGAGCAGCAAUUAGUAAAAACUCCUGAAAAGCAAGUUAGAGAUGUAAAACCAAAAGUGGCAAAGGAGAAGCCAGUGAAAAGGGAAGUCAAAGCAAAACCUGAAGAAAAGAAAGAGGAAAAAGAAAAACCAAAUAAAGAGGUUUCUAAAAAAGAGGAAAAAACACCCAUCAAAAAAGAGGAAAAAACAAAAAAAGAAGAGAUCAAGCAAGAAGUUAAAAAGGAGGUGAAAAAGGAAGAGAAGGUAAAUAAGAAGGUAAUAAAAAAAGAAGCUCCACCAAAGGAAGUUAAAAAAGAAGGUAAAAAAGAAGAGAAGGAAGAAAAAGAAGCCAAAAAGGACAUCAAAAAGGUUUAUAAAGAAACCAAGAAGACAACUGCUUCUUUGACUGAAUUAAAAAAGCCAGCAGCAAAGCCUAAACCACAAAACAAGGAGGAACCUCAUAAAAAUGAAGCAGCACCUACUGGAAAGCCAAAGGAAAAAAGAAAAGUUAAGACACUGAAGAAGGAGAUCAAAGUCAGUGGAGCACAAGCUGCCCUUGCAGCAGUUGGACCCACUGCCACAACUGUAGCAGCUGCAGAAAUUACAGCUAGUGGAAAAGAACUUGAAGUGGAGAGAUCCCUUAUGUCUUCACCAGAGGACUUAACAACGGAUUUUGAGGAACUAAAAGCUGAAGAAGUAGAAACAACAAAAGAAACAAAACCUCAAGUUGCACUUGUAGAGGAUGAACUGAAACUCACUGGCACAGAACAAAAAGAGGUAUUUGAAGUCUCAAAAGAGGCCUUUGAAGUCCAAAAACAAAAAUUAGAUAUUGAAGGACCUGCCGAGUCCUCUGAUGAAGGCAUAACUACCACAGAGGCUGAGGGUGAGUGUGAACAAACACCUGAAGAAUUGGAACCUGUGGAAAAGCACAAGGUUGAUGACAAUGAAAAGUUUGAAGAUGAGGGAACUGGCUUGGAAGAAGCAUAUGAAGCAGGAGAUUAUGAGGAAAAGGCAGAGACAGAAGAAGCUGAAGAACAAGGUGAAGAUGAGGAAGUAAAGACACCACUGGACACCACAAAACCAGAUAUGGAGAAAGCAAUAAAAAUGGAAGAGAGUUCAGAAGAAAUAUUGGCUGAAGCAGAUGCUAACAUUAAAGCCAAAAAAUAUAUUGAAAAGGCAGAUGAUGAAGCAUCAGAUGAACGGGCUAAGGAAGACAGGGAAAAAACAGUAGAAAAGGCAGAAACUGAAGAGACUGAAGAAGAGGAGGAAGACAAAGCAGAAAACAGAGAUGAAGAGGAGACUGAAAAAACAGAAACAGAUCAUGUGAUGGCUGUGGUAGACAAAGCUGCAGAAGGUGGUGAAAUUGAAGAUAAAUGUGGCCUACUCAUAAUUACACCAACAAAAUACUCAGACCCUCAGUCUCCAGCAGUUGAAUUGGCCUCUUCUGUCCAUGAUGAAACAUUACUUACUGGUUCAGAAAGUGAAGCCACUGUUUCUGAUGAAGAUAGAGAAGGUCAGCCUGAGGAAUUCACUGUUACUUCAGGUUAUACACAGUCUACCAUCGAAAUAUCCAGUGAACCAACUCCAACGGAUGAAAUGUCUACGCUGCGGGAUGUCAUGAGUGAUGAAACUAACAAUGAGGAAAGUGAGUCACCCUCUCAAGCAUAUGUGAACAUUACCAAGUAUGAGACAUCACUGUACUCUCAAGAAUUUGCUAGACCUGAACUUUUUCCACUUCCAGAUGCUUUUAGAGGAUUAUCAGAAGGAUCCAAAACAGAGGCCACAGAAGGCAAAGACUAUAAUGUCUCAGCUUCUACCAUCUCACCACCUUCUUCUUUAGAGGAUGACAAAUUCUGCAAAUCUGCAUUUCAAAAUGUAUAUUGGCAAAAAGGAAGUGAAAUCCAAGGCGCCUCCAAAUUAGAAAUCAAAGAACCCUAUCCAGAAGAUGGUGGAAAACAUAGUCCAGACAAGAGUCCAGCUGAAAGUUUGCCCCCUCCAUCACCCAUUGCCAAAACACCACUGAGUGAACGCAGUGUGAACUUUUUGCUCACUCCCAAGGAGAUCAAGAUCUCGACUGAGCCUGUCACCAUUGCUACAUUGCCUGAUGUACAUCAAGAAGUUGACAAAGAACACUGUGCAAGCCCUGAAGAUAAAACGUUUGAAGUAGCAUACCCCUCACAGUCUGCUGCCGGUAGUGCUGGCCACACACCUUAUUAUCAGUCUCCCACUGAUGAAAAAUCCAGUCAGCUUCCCUCUGAAACCAGUGAAAAGUCAACAGAAGCUCCUGUUAGCUUUGAACUCAGUGAAGUCAAAGAUGAGUCUGCAAAACCCAGAAUAAGCCCUAUGGAUGAGCCUGUGCCAGAUUCAGAAUCUCCUAUUGAAAAGGUUCUCUCGCCUCUAUGGAGUCCACCACUGAUAGGUUCAGAGACCACUUAUGAAAUGCUUUUGAGUGCUGAUGUAAAGUCUCUCACCAGAGAUUAUGGAAGUCCUUCUGAGGGGAAACCUGAAAAAGAAAAAUCACCUGUUCAGAUGAGCCCAGCUUCUGAAGCCAGCUCUGUGGGCCUUUUCCAAGAAAAACAAGAUGAAAAAAGCAUAGAGUUUACGGUAAUUAAGAAAGGCUUCAGCCUAGAAAAGAAGAUGGAGGAUAGAGAGCCCAGUAGCUUCCAGUCUUCACUGGUCUUGGAUGAGCGGAAGUUAGCAGGUGAGCUCUCACCUACUCAAAUAGAUAUCGGUCAGUUCGGUUCCUUAAAAGAAGACACCAAAAUGUCAAUUUCUGAAGGCACUGUUUCUGACAAGUCUGCAACUCCAGUUGAUGAGGUUGUAGCAGAAGACACCUAUUCCCAUAUAGAAGGAGUAGCUUCUGUCUCUACAGCAUCUGUUGCUACUAGUUCAUUUCCAGAACCAACUACUGAUGAUGUAUCUCCUUCUUUGCAUGCUGAGGUUGGAUCCCCCCACUCUACUGAAGUUGAUGAUUCCCUUUCAGUGUCAGUUGUACAAACACCAACAACAUUUCAGGAAACAGACAUGUCUCCAUCUAAGGAAGAGUGCCCAAGGCCCAUGUCAAUUUCUCCACCAGAUUUCUCACCUAAAGCCACAAAAUCAAGAACCCCAGUGCACGAUCACAGAUCUCCUGAGCAAUCAACUAUGUCAGUAGAAUAUGAUCAGAAGUCCCCUGAGCAGUCUUUAGCAAUGGACUUUAGUAGGCAAUCUCCAGACUAUCCUAUUGUUGACACUAGUAUACACCAUAUAUCUGAAAAUGGACCAACAGAAGUAGAUUAUAGCCCUUCAGAUAUACAGGAGCCUAUUUUUACACGGAAGAUUUUCCCUGUGGAGCAGUCAUAUUACUGUCAGGAGAAGGACAUUUCAGAAAUUAUUUCAGUUGCUCAAAUUGAAGUUUCAUCCUCAACUUCAUCAGCUCAUACACCUUCCCAGUUAACUUCACCACUGCCAGAAGAAACUUUUUUAAGUGCUGUUCCACCCAGAGAUAUGUCACUACAUUCUUCUUUUACCUCAGAAAAGGUGCAGAGCCUAGGAGAAAAGCUGUCACCAAAGUCUGACCUAUCUCCAUUAACUCCAAGGGAAUCUUCUCCUCUGUACUCUCCUAGUUUUCCAGAUUCACCUCCUGCAGUCACGGAAGUGGUAACAGCUAGUCACACAUCUUUGUUAUUGCUGCAAGUGUCCUCUGUCAAAGCAUUUGGUUACCAGGAACCCCUAACAAAGCACAGUCCAGAACAUUUAAUUAGCCCAGAAAAAGAAGAUUCAGAGAAAAGCAGCAGGUCACCAGAAGAACUUAGUUGUUCUUACAAGGCCCCAAAGAAAAUUACUAGGUCACCAGAGGGUAUUAGCUAUUCCUAUGAGGCAGUUGCAAAAUCUGGAUCACCUCAAGCCACAGAUUAUUCCUAUGAUAUAACAGGGAAAGAUACUAGGUCACCUGAGGCCACAGAUUAUUCUUGUGAGAUGCCAGGGAAAACCACGAGGUCACCAAGAGUCACAGAUUAUUCCUAUGAGAUAGUUGGGAAAACCACCAAAUCACUUGAGGUCGCAGAUUAUUCCUAUGAGAGAACUGGGAAAGCUACCAGAUCACCUGAAGCCACAGAUUACUCAUUUGAGACAACUGGGAAAUCCACCAGAUCAUCUGAAGCUACUAGCUAUUCCUAUGAAGCAAAUACACAUUUUACUCCAGGAAAAUCGUUAUCAGAAUCCCAUCAAGAUGUUGACUUAUGCCUUGUGUCCUCCUGUGAAUAUAAACAUCCUAAAACUGAACUUUCACCCUCAUUUAUCAACCCAAAUCCCCUUGAGUGGUUUGCAAGUGAAGAACAGUCUCAAGAUCAAGAGAAGCCAUUAACUCAAUCUGGGGGAGCCCAGCCACCUUCUGGGCGACAGUGUGAUGAAACCCCUCCCACAUCCAUGAGUGAGUCUCAGACUGAUUCAGAUGUUCCCCCUGAGACUGAGGAAUGCCCUUCCAUCACUGCAGAUGCUAACAUUGACUCAGAAGAUGAGUCAGAAACCAUUCCAACAGACAAGACAAUUACAUACAAACAAACUGACCCGCCACCUGUCCCAAUGCAGGAUCACAGCCCUUCCCCUAGGCAUCCUGAUGUCUCCAUGGUUGAUCCAGAGACUUUGCCCACCAAUCAGAAUUUGGGUAAACCUUUGAGGAAGGACAUAAAAGAAAAGACAAAGACAAAAAAGCAGGGUACUAAGACCAAGUCACCUUCUCCUGUUAAAAAAAGUGAUGGUAAAUCAAAACAAGUGGUUUCACCAAAACCAGCUGUAAAAGAAUCUUUAGACAAAAUUUCCAAAACAGUUUCCCCAAAAAAGAAGGAGUCUGUGGAGAAGGGAACCAAAAAUGUCUCUAAUCCAGAAGUAAAGUCUCGAGUGGAAGAGAAAGAUAAGGACACCAAGAAUGCAGCAAAUACAACAACAUCCAAGUCAGCAAAGACUGCAACCACAGGACCUGGGAAUAGUAAGUCAGCAAAGUCUAUGGCAGUGCCUCCAGGACCCCCAGUGUAUUUGGAUCUGGUGUAUAUUCCCAACCACAGCAAUAGCAAGAACGUGGAUGUUGAGUUUUUUAAGAAGGUGCGGUCAUCCUACUAUGUAGUGAGCGGAAAUGAUUCUGCGGCCGAGGAGCCAAGCAGGGCUGUUCUGGACUCCCUGCUGGAGGGCAAGGCCCAGUGGGAGAGUAACAUGCAGGUGACCUUAAUCCCAACCCAUGACUCAAAAGUGAUGAGGGAAUGGUACCAAGAGACCCAUGAGAAACAGCAAGACCUCAACAUCAUGGUUUUGGCAAGCAGCAGCACUGUUGUUAUGCAAGAUGAAUCUUUUACUGCAUGCAAGAUUGAACUGUAAGAACAAGACCAUGCACCACAAGAUUGAACUUUGUUUCCAGAAAUUCUUCAGUUUGAAAACACCUUUUCUAAAAAUUGAACCCAUCUAUUUCAACUGCUGAACUGUUUGCCUGCAAAAUGCUAUAGUGUAUCACAGUGAUGCAAGUCACUAAUAUUUUUCAGUCUUUGCUGAUUGCUAAAGAAAAUAACAGCAUUCCCAUAGUAGGGUUCAAAUUAAUGCAAAAAUACAGAUCCAGUUUCAUCUCUGCUGAACAUUUGGAAACUAUGUACAAGCAUCCCCAGCUGACUUCUGCCAGGUAGAGGCAUUUGCCCUCUAAAGAAACAAAAAGGGAGAGAAAGAGAGAGAGGAGUAGGAGAAGAAAGUAAUAAAUAAUUAGAUCUCCAGUAGUCUCAUGGCAAUAGCUGUAUCACUUACUGCAGUUUGUUUAUGCACUCACAUGAAAAGGUUUUAAAUUUUUAUCAGUCUGAGCUAUCACAAAGGAGGUCCUUACUUUAAAGAAUUAAGUUAGCUGGAAAAAAAGAAGCAGCAAAAUGUGACUAGGAAGGGACGUACAACCUAAACGCUCAUUAGCAGUUUUUCACUUUAAUUUGAACUCUGCAUACAGACAUACCAUAACAAUCAUAGGCCAAAUAUGCAUGUAGUCUGAACCCUAUUCAGAAUUCUAAACCUUGUCUUUCAACAUGCAGAAUUGUUGGUCUAAGGCAUGCUCCCAGUAAAAAUCCACUCACUCUAGUCAGAACACAUGCUUAAACACCCAUGUCCACUGUCAAUUAACUGAAGCAAAAUACCAAAGCAGUUGGGAGUAAAUACAGUAGACAAUUUGCCUUAGAAAGUGACUUGAAUGUACAAAUAAACUUGAUGCACUUUUUUUUUAAUCUUGAAACAGCAAAUUUAUAAAACAUCUGCAUAGGAUCAUAGUUAAACCAGUAAAGAAGUGUGAGUGUGCACGUGUGAUACUAGAAACCUAUCUGGUCAAACAGCUUGGUGCUAUGAAUUACCUAUGUCAGUUCUGUGAACAAUUAAUUGAUGCACCAAGACAGCUCAACAAGGCAAGAUGAAUAUAUUUUUUUGAAAGCUUCUUUUGUACUGUGGAAGCAAGAUUGAAGUGGUGUCCAGUAUCAGAGUUGCAAAACCUAGUGAAACAUUCAGGAUUAUGAAAAAGGUUACCUGUGAGUCUGUACAGUAAUCAACCUUCCUUUGUCUUACCUUAUUUUAUUUUUUUUAAUUUAAGAGUAAAUAUGGGAACAACUGUACAGAAACCUUUUUUGUUGUUUGUUUGUUUUUUUAGUGCUGUGUGAACUUCUAACAGAUUUUUAACAAAAGUUUUCAUUUACAGGAAAAUUAAAAGAAAAAAUUUCCAGGUGAAGGCAAUAUUUUUAGUAGUUUUGUAAGAUAAAUUAAUAAUGUUGUUUAAGGUUCUAGUGAAUGGAUUUUGAGGUAAGACUGAAAAUAGCAAACUGCCAAGACCUUUUUGGGGAAAGGGGGAAGGGGCACCCUGGUGAUAAAAUUAACCUACUGAUAAUGACAUAAAAUGGGAUCUGAAAUGUUGAUUGCCUAAUAUUUACAAGGGUGUAACGUACAUUCUCAAUCCUCACAGGAUCUUGAAAAAAGAUAGAAUAAGCAAUAAACUAAGUCCUUUCCCUUUCCUCCUUCCUCUCUCUCUUCCUUUCCCCCUUCCUUUCCUUCUCUAGACUGCUUGCAGCAGAACAGCAUAUAGAACAGUUGUGUCAUUUAAGACAGUUUGGAUUUUUUAGUCUCAGAAGUUUUAUUCCAACAAAAAAAAAAUUGUUACAUUGUAGAAGGUUUGCAAAUCUGAAUUUAAAGCAAGUGUAAAGGCCUCCAAAAUGAAGAUAUGUGCUGGUCUGUAUGAUUCACCAUUAUGACUGGUAUUAAGUUUCACAAUGUAGUGAACUAUGACAUCACUUUAUUUUCUUUACUUAUAAUUUAUUUCAAAUUUACAUUGUUAUGGUAUUUUUGUUUAAUAGGUAUAUGUUUGCACUCCUAAUUUUUAUGAGGCUUUUUUUAUACUUCUUUAGGGCUCUUUAAAUGUGGGCUCCUAAGGUAUGUUUAAUGCUGUGAAUUACUGUUUGUCAAUUGUUGGGUUUUUUUAUUUAUUUUUAAUGUCUUUUUCUUUUAGGUAUCUCUAGCAAUGUUGUUUUAUUUAUUACUAUACCUUUUAAGUCAUUAACUCAUAAUGACUAUAGCAGAAAACACAGAUGGAAAUGUGAAAACAAGCAUGUUUCCUGGACUCAUAAUUAUUCACUUAAAAUUGCUUUUGUAAUACAGUCUUCAAAGUGAUAGGCAAAAUGUUUGGCAGAAUAGUUGUACUAUUUCUACAAUUCUGUUUUGCCUACUUUUUUAUAUAGAUCAGAUUUCAAACUUUUUGAGUGGAUGGGAACAGAUUUUCUCAUUUUCUGACAAUAUAUGAAAUGGUUUGUACCUCUGCUUUGGCAGAAAAUCUAACUACAGCAGUGGUCCUGAGACUAAUCUCACUUAUGCCACUUACUCUUGUGAAUCAGGAGCAAUUUCACUACAAUCAGGGAAGUUAUAGUAAUUUGGUCCUACUGUGAAUAAGAUUAGAAUCAAGCCUUAAAUCUCCCCAAGUAAGUUUGUGAUGACUCAAGCAUUUGUUUAACUUUAAAAAUAAUAAUAAUUAGACGAUUACAACCAAUCUUAAAAUGUUCAUUCAUUUUUUACUAUUCUGAGGUAUUGCAAUGCCUGUUCCAUCCAUUCCCUUUUAAACGGUACUCACACCUGGGUGUAACACAGCAAUGACCUCCUCCAUUAGCUUCUCUUGCCCUUAAUGUCUUUCCUGCCUAUGGAACUAAUCUGACUGUGCUAAUCAUAAUACCAUACAGUUAGUUUAGUAACAGUCAUCAAAAUGUACCAUGUACAUUAACAAUAAGUGCCAUUGAUCAACAUAGAUUUCUAGGAGCAUGUUUUGUUAUUGAUUAAUUAUGAAGAUUCAAUAGGAUACUCAAAUUAUGGUAUUACCCACAACAACACCGCAGUCAUGAUCUUUAUGCUAUUACUAUACUGCUUCAUAAAAUUCAAUGAAGUAUUAACUAUAGAGAUCACGCCCCACUCCUAAACUUGAAUAGGGCCGCUCUUGCAUGCCUUUUCAAAGACCUGUGGUGGGCCUGACUUCAUUGACCUCUACUUUUCACCUCAUCUUUCACAGAAUUCACUUUUGAUUUUUUUAUUAUUAUCUUACAUACUGUGGUGAAUGGAGCUGACUGCGUAUAUGAAUGUUUUUUUUUUUUUUAAUUGUCUACAAUAGCUUAUGCAUUUUAGGAGAGUUCUGGUACUCAUUUACUAAGAUUUAAUCAAUUUGUUAAUUGCAUUUUCAGUCCCUCCCACCACAAGCAAGUCAGCUCAAAAGAGCACUUACUGUGCAUUUAGGACAUUUCUGUCAUAUGAUUCUCUUUGUUCAUCUGUUGCAAGAGGUUCUUGCUCAGUAAUGAUGUUUUGACAGAAAUAGUCAUUUUGUUGGUCUGGAUCUAUUAGAAAAGGAAAAAGUAUAAUGCUUACACUUGUAAGAAAUUGUAAGCUUUCAUCUUUUCACUUAAUAGAACAAAACACUAAAAGCAACUAGGGGUAAGCAUUUCUUAGAAUGUAAUUAUAUUAUUCACCUGGUUUAAAAAUGUUUGCUAUUUAAAAUUUUUAAAAAGGGUAAAAAUUCUGUUUUCAAAAAAAAUCUAAAAAGAAGUAACUAAAUGAAACAGCGGUGUAAAAACAUUGACAGAAAAAAUUAAAAAAAUAGAAAAAAAAAGCUUCUCUGC
Molecule: messenger RNA, 11147 nt
Organism: Columba livia (rock pigeon)
Lineage: Eukaryota; Metazoa; Chordata; Aves; Columbiformes; Columbidae
Product: microtubule-associated protein 1B-like
Exons: 8
Coding region: 73-7365 (2430 amino acids)
Biological process (GO): regulation of microtubule depolymerization; axonogenesis; microtubule cytoskeleton organization
Cellular component (GO): dendrite; microtubule; microtubule associated complex
Molecular function (GO): microtubule binding; actin binding
Source: RefSeq, a predicted model, not a curated record